UGCAGUGACAAAGGGAAUUGUGCAUUUGAAGCAUGCUCACUGACCCUGAUUUACCUCAGGAGUUUGAAAGGAUGUCUUCCAGGCGCCCAGCCUCUCCGUAUGGGGAAGCAGAUGGAGAGGUAGCCAUGGUGACGAGCAGACAGAAAGUAGAGGAAGAGGAAAGUGAUGGGCCCCCAGCCUUUCACCUUUCUUUACAUGUGAGUUUUCCCACCCAGCCUCACUCCGAGGAAUUCCAGCCAGUCCCUCUGCUGACCCACGAGACGGGCGGCCCCCGAACUCCCACUCCUCAGCACAGUAGCAUGGAAGUUGAUGGCAAUAAAGUUAUGUCUUCAUUUACGGCACACAACUCAUCUACCUCACCCCAGAAGGCAGAAGAAGGUGGGCGACAAACUGGGGAGUCCCUGCCUAGUGCCACCCUGGGGACCCCUGAACGGCGCAAGGGUAGCUUAGCCGAUGUGGUAGACACAUUGAAGCAGAGGAAAAUGGAAGAACUCAUCAAAAACGAGCCAGAAGAGACACCUAGUAUCGAAAAGCUACUCUCAAAGGACUGGAAAGACAAGCUUCUUGCAAUGGGAUCAGGGAACUUCGGAGAAAUCAAAGGGACUCCGGAAAGCCUGGCGGAGAAGGAGCGGCAGCUCAUGGGUAUGAUCAACCAGCUGACCAGCCUGCGCGAGCAGCUGCUGGCCGCCCACGACGAGCAGAAGAAGCUGGCCGCCUCCCAGAUUGAGAAGCAGCGCCAGCAGAUGGAGCUUGCCAAGCAGCAGCAAGAGCAGAUUGCCAGACAGCAGCAACAACUUCUGCAGCAGCAACACAAAAUCAAUUUGCUCCAGCAACAGAUUCAGGUUCAAGGUCAAUUGCCGCCCUUAAUGAUCCCCGUGUUCCCUCCGGAUCAAAGGACCCUGGCUGCAGCCGCCCAGCAAGGAUUCCUCCUCCCUCCCGGCUUCAGCUACAAGGCCGGAUGCAGUGACGCCUACCCAGUUCAGCUGAUUCCCACCACCAUGGCUGCCGCGGCUGCCGCAACCCCCGGCCUAGGCCCACUGCAACUGCAGCAGUUGUAUGCUGCCCAGCUAGCCGCCAUGCAAGUGUCACCAGCAGGGAAGCUGCCCGGCUUAGCCCAGGCCAACCUCGGUGCUUCUGUAUCUCCUACCAGCAUUCACACCGACAAGAGCACAAGCACCCCGCCGCCCAAAAGCAAGGAUGAAGUAGCACAGCCACUGAACCUAUCCGCCAAACCCAAGACCUCCGAUGGCAAGUCGCCCACAUCGCCCACCUCCCCCCACAUGCCAGCGCUGAGACUAAACAGCGGGGCAGGCCCCCUCAAAGCCUCGGUCCCCGCUCCCCUGGCCAGCCCUUCAGCCAGAGUUAGCACAAUAGGUUAUUUAAACGACCACGACGUCGUCACCAAGGCCAUCCAAGAAGCGCGGCAAAUGAAGGAGCAGCUUCGGCGGGAGCAGCAGGCGCUGGACGGGAAGGUGGCCGUGGUCAAUAACCUAGGCCUCAACAACUGCCGGACGGAGAAGGAGAAAACCACGCUGGAGAGCCUGACCCAGCAGCUGGCAGCCAAACAGAGCGAAGAAGGGAAAUUUAGCCAUACAAUCAUGGAUUUCAAUAUGAGCGGAGACUCGGAUGGGAGUGCGGGAGUCUCAGAGUCAAGAAUUUACCGGGAGUCGAGGGGUCGUGGCAGCAACGAACCCCACAUCAAGCGUCCCAUGAAUGCCUUCAUGGUGUGGGCGAAAGAUGAGCGCAGGAAGAUCCUGCAGGCCUUUCCUGACAUGCACAACUCCAACAUCAGCAAGAUCCUAGGGUCCCGCUGGAAGGCCAUGACGAACCUGGAGAAGCAGCCGUACUACGAGGAGCAGGCGCGGCUGAGCAAGCAGCACCUGGAGAAGUACCCGGACUACAAGUACAAGCCGCGGCCCAAGCGCACCUGCCUGGUGGACGGCAAGAAGCUGCGCAUCGGCGAGUACAAGGCCAUCAUGCGCAACCGGCGCCAGGAGAUGCGACAGUACUUCAGCGUCGGGCAGCAGCCCGCGCUCCCGCUGGCGCCCGCGGGCGUGGUGUACCCCGGCGCCCUGGCCGUGGCCGGCCUGCCCUCGCCGCACCUGCCGUCCGAGCCGUCGAGCGUGUCGUCCAGCCCCGAGCCCGGGCCGCCGGGCGUGGCGGGCGGCCCCGGCCCCGGCCCCGCCGAGCCCCGCGCCGCGCUCAAGGAGGAGCUGCUGCGGCCCGACGAGCUCAACGGCGACGCCUACGACGACUUCGACGACGACGACGACGACCCCGACGUGGACUUCGGCAGCGACAGCGAGCACGCGCUGGCCGGGCCGGCCAACUGA
Molecule: messenger RNA, 2333 nt
Organism: Dipodomys spectabilis (banner-tailed kangaroo rat)
Lineage: Eukaryota; Metazoa; Chordata; Mammalia; Rodentia; Heteromyidae
Gene: Sox5
Product: SRY-box transcription factor 5
Exons: 15
Coding region: 33-2333 (766 amino acids)
Biological process (GO): regulation of transcription by RNA polymerase II; positive regulation of chondrocyte differentiation; cell fate commitment
Cellular component (GO): nucleus
Molecular function (GO): DNA-binding transcription factor activity, RNA polymerase II-specific; RNA polymerase II cis-regulatory region sequence-specific DNA binding
Source: RefSeq, a predicted model, not a curated record